Molecule: messenger RNA, 726 nt
Organism: Vigna angularis (adzuki bean)
Lineage: Eukaryota; Viridiplantae; Streptophyta; Magnoliopsida; Fabales; Fabaceae
Product: putative B3 domain-containing protein At1g78640
Exons: 2
Coding region: 1-726 (241 amino acids)
Source: RefSeq, a predicted model, not a curated record
AUGUCUGGUGCAAAGGAAGAAACUGAUGAGACUAUGGGGAAUGAGAAGGAUUUGAGACGCGAUCGGGAACGGGAGCAGCAGAAUCUUCUGGCUGCACGACAGACUGUUCUUAUGGAGCAGCAGAAUAUUCUGAUGGCGCAACAGAAUAUUCUGACGGAGCAGCAGAAUGUUCUGAUGGCGCAGCAUAAUAUUCUGAUGGGGCAGCAGAAAAUUCUGACGGAGCAACAGAAUGCUCUGGUGGCGCAGCAGAAGAUUCACACGGAACAACAGAAUGUUGCAGAUCAGCAGGCUAUGGAAAUGACGGGGCAGAAGAAGGUUCAAGAACACACGGAGCAACAACAUUCUUCUUCUGCAAAUCCUGCAAUGCAGCAAUCUUUGAGUGAAGAAGAGCCUUGGAAAAUCAAGAAAGUGCUGCAAGAUUUUGAUCUGACUUUACGACUUCUUGUGGCACCAUCGUUGGCAAGAAAUUUCAUGCUACCUGUGUUGAAUGCUACUGAUUAUGAGAUUGAAAAAGGUAUUGAUGUUGAGAUUUGGGAUGUGGACACUCACACCAAACACUCUCUCUUUUUCACGAAAAAGUCUAAUGCUUAUAUUUUAGUGAACAACUGGAUCAAUGAUUUUGUGUGUAGAAGGGCUCUGCACAGAGGGGAUGAGAUUGGUCUUCGUUGGGAUCCAACCAGAAACUGCUUUGAUUUUUCUGUUCUACGUAGGCACCGGUCAGGAUAG